Molecule: messenger RNA, 1293 nt
Organism: Sitophilus oryzae (rice weevil)
Lineage: Eukaryota; Metazoa; Arthropoda; Insecta; Coleoptera; Curculionidae
Product: malate dehydrogenase, mitochondrial-like
Exons: 6
Coding region: 93-1223 (376 amino acids)
Biological process (GO): tricarboxylic acid cycle
Cellular component (GO): cytoplasm; mitochondrion
Molecular function (GO): L-malate dehydrogenase (NAD+) activity
Source: RefSeq, a predicted model, not a curated record
CUUGACAUCUGAUAUGACAUCAAUUUUAAAUCACAUCAAAAAAUAUACCAAGAAAAAUCACAUUUCACCUCAAUCAAAAUUCUACGUAAAAAAUGAUCCCAAGGCAGGUUCUAAAAUCAUUUUACAACAAUAAUCUGGUUUCAUCUUUGUGCACUCAGCCCGAGUACCAGAAAUCCGUCCAAGUAUCCAUUUUGGGUGCCGGUUCGCGACUUGGCACUUACACCAGCUUCUUGUUGAAGCAAAAUCCCCUGAUUUCAGCGCUUCAUCUUCAAGGAUGCUUGGGAGUCGAAAAUAUAGGCAAGGAUUUGAGUCAUAUGGACACCAGCUGUGCUGUACAUUCGUAUUGUGGCAUGGACUCUGGUGUGGAAAAAGCUGUCAAGAGUGCCGAUGUGGUUCUAAUUCUACCAACCGAAAAUCUGAGUGCAGAUACUCCCAUAGGUGAACGCAUCAUGAAGGAAGGUAGCAGACUGCACAAGGUGGCUGUGAGAUGUACUCUUUUUGCACCACGUGCUAUUUUGGUGGUUUGUGUACCUCCGGUAUCAGUAACAACGCCUUUAGUAACUGAAGUUUUCAAGAAGUCGAAUUUCUAUCAUCCUGGACGGAUCAUUGGAUCAACAGCAUUCGCUCAGGUUAAGGCCAACUCGUUGCUAGGACGUUACCAAGAUUUGGACCCUCAAGCAGUGUACACACCUUUAAUAGGUGGACCAGAUGUUGACUUAGCCGUACCACUUUUUGGUCAAGCCAAACCGGUAGAAGUAAUAGGAAAAAAUACUCAGAUGUCCCUAACAGCCCAAUUUCGUGGAGUGAACCCUACAGAAUUUCCGAAAGUUUCUGGAAAAAGAGAUUUUUUCGAAAAAGCCGACAUGGCAGAGAGUUACGGCAUCAAUAUGUUGGUGUCGACGAUAGCCCUAGGGCUCUGUGGCGAUCAAAAUGCUUACGCCAAUGUUUUUCUAAGAACCAAUCUCGUUGAUGUUUGCAAAUAUUUAGUAACUACAGUUCGAUUCUCAAGAGGAGGCGUUGUCCAUAACUGCGGCCUGCCACAACUCAACAAACACGAACUAGAUUUGCUGGAAAAGGCCACACUGGAGCUCAAAGAACGUGAAGAUAUGGCCAAGGAGUAUUUGGAGUUUGUGGAAAACAAGGACAAUUCCUCGGAAUUGCCAUCGUUCGUUGAGAAAGAAAGGAAGAGACAAGAACUGUUGAACCAACGUAUCGUCAGAUAAAAAGAUUUCCAGUUUACAAGUUUGAGUUUUAUAUUUAUUUAUAUGCAUUAAUAAAGUUUAUUUUAUUUUA